Branchiostoma floridae (Florida lancelet) is the source of this 2374-nucleotide messenger RNA. RefSeq lists its product as uncharacterized. The transcript is spliced from 3 exons. The record is from RefSeq and is a predicted model, not a curated record. NCBI's taxonomy places the organism in Eukaryota, Metazoa, Chordata, Leptocardii, Amphioxiformes, Branchiostomatidae. The coding region runs from base 683 to 1309 and encodes 208 amino acids.
CUUGUUCAGCUUUAUAAUUCAUCCACUACGCUCCCUUUGUGUACUGUCACGAUCUAUUCACCACGGACCAGGGUGUGUACUGUCUCCAUGGUAACAGGUAAAUGAGUUCCAUGCUGUACAGCAGUGUGACGUCACACCUGGGGGCUUGGGCUUGUCGCACAGGUGAAUUAGGACAGGUGAGCUGCAGGAUGUUUGUAAGAGUGCCGGCUGUGCCUCAGUUUGACCAGUCAGUAUUGGGUGUUGCCAGGGGGUCAAUAGGCUAUUAAACAGUGAGAGACGGAAGUGUGGGACAUCGAGCUGCAACUGCUGCUGAGUGUCGGACGUGUCGGGCUAACAGAAAGAUGAAACUCUUCUUUUGUCCUGUUUGGAAAACUCUGUGAUGCCAAGAUUGGAUUCACAUCAAUCUGGAUGAUCAUUUCUGAGGAACUUUGAGCACUGCAAAGUCUGGGUGCUACAAGAUCUACAAACGAAUACUGUGACAUGCGAGAGCGACUGCCAAACAUUGGACUCUACAGGAGCUGAGGAUUACUAGCUGCUCAGUGGUUGGGAGGUACUGCCCUUCCUUAAAGUGAGAGAACUGAGUAGAGGGAUUUCUUAACUGACCAGUCAUUUGGGGCAAGUAAACAACAAGACUGAAAACAGACUUCGGUAGAACAGUGACUGUGCUCUGAUAUCACGCAAAAUGGUGAAUUUCACAGACUGGUACAUCCCCGUCUUUAUGACAAUCGCGAUUGUCGUUCUCACCAUCUUCUUUGCACUUGUGUACUACUUCGAACCCUGUCUGGGAAUGAUCGGAUGGAAUGCCACAGAUCGCAAACCACCCGCCUCCAUCAAUGAAAUCAGCUUCCCCAAGCGCAGCACCAAGGAUGAUACACACACUGCUCUGAUUGAAGAUGUGGGAUCACAGGAGUUAGGCUCACAGGACUUUGACGGCUCACGUGAAAAUCUGACAGACCACACAGUACUUCAGAGCAACUCACACAUUGUUGAUGUUGGAUACGAUAACAAAGCAAUGACUCUGGAUGAGCCUGAGCAGGAUGACACGAGGGAAAAGGGUACGCAAACACCUCCAAAGGACACCGAGUUACGGGAACUAAACGCGAAAAACCUGGAGAAGGACGUGGCAACGGCAGGAGUCCAAACAACUCCGCAGAAGGAAUAUACGAUCCUCAAAUCAGGCAGUACGGAGAGAACGCAGACACCGAUACAGCUGCAGGGGCCGGGGACACAAUCGUCUGCUUUACCAGGCGAGACCAAUGGUAAUGGGGAAGGGGAAUGGGCAACAAUCUCAUGGACCACACAGCUAUAAUGUACAUUUGUAUGUGUGUGCAAAAACUACUGGUAUUGUGCAAUUCAGCUGAAUGUACAAACACUACAUAUCAAUAUCAAUACAGCCACAGGCUAAAUCUGGCUAAAUGCAAUAUUUCCGGCUAAGUAAAAUGUACUUACAUGUAGGUACAUGUAUAUGGGAUACUGCGAAAAUAGGACUGUAAAAACCAUAAAAAAUCAGUCGAAAUUAUACAAUUACUUCUGAAUGAAAAAUGUUUGUCCAGCAUUCCACUGAGAUUUUAGGAGUAGAUUUUGUUAGACAGUUGUAUUGAUGGGUAUCUCUACAACAUUGUGUAAGUAAUAAUGUUUAUUAUAUGUUAUGUGCAGUAUUAUGACUUACUAAAUGAAUAUUAGCACCAAGAGAUUGUUCAGCCACAGUGCAAUAUACCAAGUGAGUCAUAAUGUUUACAAUGUCCACUUUUUCUUACAAUAAAUCCUCUACAGUAGCAAUAUGGGACUAUUGUAGCCCUCUACCACUAAGUCAGAAUUUGCCUGUUUUGAAAUAUCAAAGCAAGGAUAUGAAAAAAGUUGCCACCAGCAGGCACCAAAAACAAAGGAGAAGAGUACAGAAAAUAAAAACAACAUCGGGGCAAUCCGAGACUGAAUCCUAUGACACACUGCUACAUUGUGUAUGAUAGGUAAUAGCAAAAUCAAAAUAGGUUUUUCGAAUAAUGUGCAAAACCUGUAUACAACAAAGCCACAAUGACUUAUGACGGUACAGUAGUAAGGCAACCAAUAUCUACUCCCUUGUACACUGACAAAUCAAUGACUUCAAUAUAUCACAUGAAUGUGUUACAAGUCAAUUACAAUAUUAAACUAUUUUUCAUAUGAAAUACCUCACAGUUGCUUGUCAAUAAAAUAUGAUUUCAGCCUACUUAACAAUAUCAGGGAAGAUAGUGAUACAUGCAUUACCAUAUUCAUUGGCACGUUUAAGUUCAAUAUUGAGAAGUAUAUUUCAUGAAGCUGAAUUUGGAAACACAACUUAAGACACAUGUACUGUACUAAACGUCACCUUGACAAAGAUAAUAAAAUUUUGUGUAACUCA